Perkinsus marinus ATCC 50983 is the source of this 576-nucleotide messenger RNA. RefSeq lists its product as hypothetical. The transcript has a single exon. Bases 148 to 558 code for a protein of 136 amino acids. The record is from RefSeq and is a predicted model, not a curated record. Lineage: Eukaryota; Perkinsozoa; Perkinsida; Perkinsidae.
GGAUUGUAAGUGGUUACCGUUGUGCUGAUUCCCCCACUUUAUGGUAUCGGUUAUAGCCGUUUGUUCUGCCUUUGGUAUGUUGCACGACCCGAGGAUAUCGAUACAUGUUCCGACUUUGCUCGAGUCGGGGGGACGACGAAGAGUUCUAUGUCAGCUGUUCUCACUCUGUACUCGAUGUCUGCCCCGAUCCGGUCCAUUGUGAAUGACUUCGUUGGAGCUAUCGUGGCCCCAAUUAGGAAAGUGGAUCUUUUGCUUAUUCUUUGUCCCGUAGUCUCGAUAUUCAUGUAUCGUGGCUCGGUGACCUUUGCUAGACUCUAUCUUUCCGUCAGCUAUUGUCAUCGUCCUUAUUAUUGUGAAGUCUGGGGGUUGGCUCAGGUUUUGGGGGGGACGAGGUGUUGUGGGUCCAGUUUGCCUGCACCCUUGUUAUCUCAUCAAACCUUCGCCUUCCUCAGUAUAGCGAAUGAGCCCAAUAUCGAUUACUGUGCUGCUAAGUCUGUGGUAUUCGUACAGAACUUAAGUGCAGGUAGUGCGCUUAUUGUUAUUGUCCUAGGGUCGUAGUAUUGGUUGCUCUAGCUC